Zingiber officinale is the source of this 1202-nucleotide messenger RNA. Its product is annotated as transcription repressor OFP1-like. Gene Ontology annotation, molecular function: DNA binding. The record is from RefSeq and is a predicted model, not a curated record. Lineage: Eukaryota; Viridiplantae; Streptophyta; Magnoliopsida; Zingiberales; Zingiberaceae. Bases 260 to 1075 code for a protein of 271 amino acids. Gene Ontology annotation, biological process: negative regulation of DNA-templated transcription. The transcript has a single exon.
UUCUCUAUUUUAGCUCUUGUUGUGUAGCUGCAGGUGGUUGCUUGCCUUUAUUCUAGUUCGCACGUAUUCGUUUAUCUCUUCCCAGGACACGACGGACAGUGAUCCCCCACACUCCACUGCGUACGUGCAGAAGCAGAAAAAGCUUCACCUGGACCAAAGUCUAUUUCAUUCCCCCACCAAUCGCCCCUCCUCCUCUUCUCCCUAUUUAUCUCCUCCUCCAACUCCAAAAAAGACGUGUUCUUGAGCUGGUGGGGGAUUAAUGGGGAACUAUAGAUUUAAGCUCUCUGACAUCAUGCCCAAUGCUUGGUUCUACAAGCUCAGGGGUAUGAGCCACAGAGCAUAUAAGAUCAAGAAUGCGCCGCCGCCGCAGCCGCCUGCGGCGGCCAAGUUCCUUCCUGGCAGGGCCUCCUUUUACUACUCCAGGAGAGCCGAGGAGGCCUUGGCCGACCGUUUCCCCUCCGAGGAGCCGCCGAGGAAGUCCAACAAAGGGAACCGGAAGAAGCCCCCCGCUGCCCGGACGAGGCUGGUAGCCUCCGAAUUCGCAUCGCUCGAGACGCUGCGGAGAGACGCGGACUUCGUUGACGGCGAGUCCGACCCGGGCUGUCGCAGAAUCGCCUCCUCUGGCUCCGACAUCAUCGUCGACUCGGACGCCGGCGACUGCGCCCGCGCCCAGCUCAAUCUCAGGCCGGUCGCCACCAAGCCGGCACUGGAAAACGACAAGUGUUUGUUUGGUUCGAACAAGAGGCGAGAUCAGAAGCGCCCGUCGUCGCCGUCGCCCUCCGGCGGGCUCCGACGGUUUCGGCUGCGCGCCAACUCCCCGCGGCUUGCUCACCGGAGCGUGCCGUCCCGGAGACAGAGGAGGGCGCUGCCGGAGAGCGCCUUCGCAGUGGUGAAGGCGUCGUCGGACCCACAGAAGGACUUCCGGAACUCCAUGAUGGAGAUGAUCGUGGAACACAACAUCCGCGCUUCCACAGACAUGGAGGAGCUCCUCGCUUGCUACUUGUCGCUCAACUCCGACGAGUACCACGAUCUCAUCGUCAAAGUGUUCAAGCAAAUUUGGUUCGAUCUCAAUUGAUCACGUACCGAUCUCGGACGAUCAUGGGAGAAUUCUAGAUCAAAUCUGCUUCUGAAAUAUGAGAUCUUGUAGGAGAUUGAUUAGUCUUCAACAAUAUCACUGGGAUCAAUUUUAUUCAAAGAGUUUC